AUGCCAAGAACAAAGCCAAGCUUCGAGCCCCACGUGCAGCUACAGCCAAUCAGCUUCGGGUCCGGAUACUUCCGUGCGGCCUUUCCGGCAGCAGCCAGUGGUCAGUUUUGCUCUGCUCUGCUCGCUCCGGGUCCGAGGACGCAAACAUCCAAGGUUGAGAUCAGCCGAAGCGAUCCUCUGCUUGCCGUUUUCCUUGCACUUCGCCCGCGCAACGUCACCUGGCACGUAGCCCCGCAAAUUGGGAUCUUAAACAGUCACAAUGGCCUCCUCCGCGGUUUACAAGCAAGUCCCCUCUCGACGACCCCGUCCUCGUGCCUUUACUCGGCCGAUCCUGUUACUGUCGACUACGUGCGAUUGCUAACCUGCUCCCUCAGCACACUCUUCCGGAGGAACUGGACCAUGCUCGGCGUCGUCUUCGCCAGCGCCUUCGCCUUCGAGCUGGGCUUCAACACCGUGAUGGACCGGAUCUGGGACAACCACAACAAGGGCCGCCAGUGGAAGGACAUCCGGCACAAGUACGUCCAGGGCGGCGAGGACGAGGAGUAA
This is a messenger RNA of Thermochaetoides thermophila DSM 1495, 546 nucleotides long. Its product is annotated as putative cytochrome protein. The record is from RefSeq and is a predicted model, not a curated record. The coding region runs from base 1 to 546 and encodes 181 amino acids. NCBI's taxonomy places the organism in Eukaryota, Fungi, Ascomycota, Sordariomycetes, Sordariales, Chaetomiaceae. Gene Ontology annotation, biological process: mitochondrial electron transport, ubiquinol to cytochrome c. The transcript is spliced from 4 exons.